Agrilus planipennis (emerald ash borer) is the source of this 727-nucleotide messenger RNA. It is a transcript of the gene RpL11, whose product is annotated as 60S ribosomal protein L11. The coding region runs from base 95 to 658 and encodes 187 amino acids. The record is from RefSeq and is a predicted model, not a curated record. Gene Ontology annotation, biological process: translation. The transcript is spliced from 4 exons. Gene Ontology annotation, molecular function: RNA binding; structural constituent of ribosome. NCBI's taxonomy places the organism in Eukaryota, Metazoa, Arthropoda, Insecta, Coleoptera, Buprestidae. Gene Ontology annotation, cellular component: cytosolic large ribosomal subunit; ribosome.
UUUCGAAUUAUAGAUGGUGCAAUGGUCAAGAAAUAGUUCAGAGUAGAGUGCUGUAGUUCAAACGUACCCUGCUUUCCUUAACCAAGUAGGAAAAAUGUCGCCCGCAGUGAAGAAGGAAAAGAGAGAAGUCAAAGACAAAUCAAAGAAUCGGAUGAAAGAUCUACACAUCCGAAAAUUAUGUUUAAACAUUUGUGUAGGUGAAUCUGGUGACAGAUUAACUCGUGCUGCCAAGGUUUUAGAACAAUUGACUGGUCAACAACCUGUAUUUUCUAAAGCUAGAUAUACCGUCAGGUCGUUUGGUAUUCGUCGUAAUGAAAAAAUUGCAGUACAUUGCACUGUAAGAGGUGCCAAAGCUGAAGAAAUCCUUGAGAGAGGGCUCAAAGUAAGAGAAUAUGAGUUGAGGAGGGAUAACUUUUCAGUGUCUGGUAACUUUGGAUUUGGUAUUCAAGAACACAUCGACUUAGGCAUCAAAUAUGACCCAAGCAUUGGAAUUUAUGGUUUAGACUUCUAUGUAGUCUUAGGCAGACCAGGAUUCAAUGUUGCACAUCGCAGGAGAAAGCAGGGAAAAGUUGGUUUUGCACACAGGUUGACCAAAGAGGAUGCGAUGAAAUGGUUCCAACAGAAAUAUGAUGGUAUAAUCCUUGCUAGUAAAAAGUAAAACAAAUGUACAAUUUAUGUUUGUAAUUAACAUAUGGUGUACAAUCAACAAUAAAUUUUGUUACAAAAG